AGCCGAGAGAGCUGAACCACAGCUGGAUGCCUCUGCGGACCCAGCUCUGUUUUGCAAGGCAGCCCCAGAGAGGGAGCAGCGGAGAGGCCGGGGGAGGAUCCUGCUGGGAGUUUUUGGCUCCAAAAGGGCCUCUGAAGAGCCUUUCAAGCAGCCUUCAAUCUCCAGGGAAGAGGGUGCCCAGCCUCGGAUCAAGUGUCACUGAGCUUGAAACCCUCAGAACUGGAGUGGGUCUCCUCCACUCCCAGCUUUCUUUAGGAGGGCAGCAGCAGCUGUGCAGGGAGAAAGGGGGGGGAGGGUCUCAGGAAUCUGCCUCUUUUUAGGGACACCGUAAAGGGGCCUGGCUGGGGGUACCUAAUUGGAGGAGCUCCAGGUCAGUAAAAAUACCACCAUAAGUAACGUCCAGCUGGCCUGCGUGAUUCAUAGCCCUUCCAGGGGGAGUUUCCCACCCAGCAGAAGCAGGAUGGGGCCCUUGUUGCUGAAGGAAGAGAAAAUGCGGCUUAUGCCAGGAAUUUGAAGGGUGGUGGAGUCUGACAGGCUGCACCCGGAACGACCCAGCUGUCCUAGCUGGGAGACAGUUGAGGAUUUGCGUAUAUAUGCUGAUGUCGUUUUCUUAGAACUGUUACCGUUUUCAGGAGAUGUCUGUGCCAAUUACAGCAUAGAAUCAAAGCAGCAUUAAGCCCACAAAAUCAAUGAAAAAUGACAACCUGUUAAGAGGCGGCAAAUCGUCUGAUGUCAUUCGUAGAAUCUGUCCAAGCUGCAUCUCUCUGGUUAUCCCUCAAUUACAGGCCCACUUUGUGUGGUGGGUCCACCUGUCUCUUUGCUAGACUUGGUCCACCACAGCCACCGGGACAGACGGUUUCUUAUAGCCCAGCUUCAGAUUCUGCUCUGAUCGGCAUUGGAGGCUUCUGUGGAUUCCAGAAGAUGUGAGGUCUGGUCCGGUGUGAUUCGGUGGAGGCCUGGCUUCCUGGGUGUCUUUCCUGAUAAUUCCUGGAAGUUGGGCUGCUGGACUUUGGAUUGUGUGAAUUAUGAAGUCCUCUCCCAGUGGCUUCCGGCAGCGGAACCAUGUGACCCCCCCCAAGUUGGCAAGACACGAGAGCCCAAAGAACCCUCCGGAGGCCAAGGCUGGGUCUUACGGAGUCACCAUCCGAGUCCAGGGGAUCGACGGCCACCCGUAUCUCGUGCUCAACAACACUGAGGGAUGCUUGUCAGCAAAUCUCCUGGGGCCUGAAAACGGCCAGCAGGUUGCAGCUGAUCAGCCAGCUCCCGAUGCCGCUCUUCCUGCCGUUCAACUCGUCAAGAAAAGCCGCAAAGGAAGUCCCUUUGGCGGGCUCUGGGAUGAUGCGCCACCCAGUUGGAUUACAAGCCUGGACGAAGCCAGCAGGGCAGAGGGAAAGGAAACGGCCUCACCUUUGAAAGCGGAGAUUUCCCCAGCCUCUAAUUUGCUGAACUUCCAGAAAUAUCCGGAGCUGCUUCAACCCUAUAAUCCUGCAAACAGUAUCUUGAGUCUGAAGGACCUUCAGCCUCGCCUGCUGAGCAAAUUCCAGUCUCUUGAGGAGGAGGAGAAAUUGGACGCCAGGCCUCGGACCUCGUCUCUGAAGGUAGCGGUAGGUAGCUCAACCCCCCAAUUUGCAGAACUGGCUAAAUCAAAACCGAAAAUGGUGGACUUGACCAAGCCUGACCAGAACACGCCGCAGCAGCUGGAAAGCCCUGGUGCUGCAGACAGUCCUGGCGGAAAGCCCGCGUGGCUAGCCUCUGGGGCUGGAUCUUCUUCACCUGCAGGGAGUUCCCCUGCCUGCCCAGGUCCCAGGAGGUGCAGACCGGACCUCCUCCCCUUCCGCCAACCGGACUCGGCAGGAGCAGCCCUGAAUGGUUCCCAGAAAUCUUCCUCUUCGUCCACAACUCCGACGUCCGCCGCCUCUGUGUCCAGGUUUUUCCUAGAUGACCAAGAAUACGCCAUCUACGCCGACCACGUCAACCGGCAUGAAAACCGGCGGUACAUCCCAUUCUUGCCCGGAACCGGCCGGGAUAUUGACACGGGAUCAAUUCCUGCAGUCGAGGAGCUGAUUGAAAAGUUUGACGGGAAAGUUUAUCCCCAGAGGAGGGGGAGGUUGGGGUUCAGGACUCGAACUCUUGCACAAAAGCGAUCCAAGAGCGUAGACAGCGCCCUGUCUCAAGGACCCCAUUCCGACUGCCUCGGUGACUUCGCCCGAAGCUUGGGGAGAUCAUCCGAGCGAUUGGUCCAGUCCUCCCGGGCUUGCCUGCAGAAGCCGCUGUCUGCAGAGAAGAAGGCAGCGUCUCCUGGGGAGCAGUCGGCCCCCCGGGCGGCAGGCAAGCUCCAGACAAGCCCAGGGAGGCGAGAGUCUCCCGGCAGCCACUUCAGAUCCCUGCAGCACCUGAGACAAGAUCAAAGGAGCCCCGAGAGUUUGCCUUCGAGGUCUUCCACUCUCCCAAGGCAGCUUAAAAGAAGAGAUCACAGAACCUCCACUCAAGGCUCCUUCCCGGAAAGCACCGAGAGUCCGGCUCCCUCGAUGGGAACUUUUCCUUCUGGUUCGAAACCUGCUCAGGUAACGCCUGACCUGCUCAGGGGCCAGCAAGAACUUGCCCGGCAAAGCAAUGAGGAGACGGCCAAGCAGAUUCUCUACAACUACCUGAAGGAAGGGACCAGUGAAAAUGAGGACGCUACCAAGAGGAAAGUCAACUUGGUAUUUGAGAAAAUCCAGACGCUGAAAUCCAGGGCGGCCGGGAGUCCCCAGGUGACGAAUGACAGCAAGGCGCCUGAGGCUUCAGUGGAAGUCAAGAUGUUGGUGGAAGGGAAGCAGCAGUUGACAAAGAAGGUUUCUGAGCUACAGAGGAAGCUGGACGUGGAACUCAAGAAUCAGCAGAACCUCAAAGCUGAAAAGCAGACGAUGGAGGAAGAGCUUCAGGAGCUCCAGCGACAGCUUCAAGAAAACGUGGAGGAGAAAGACACUUUCAGGAGGCAGCUGAAGGAAAGCGAGAAAGAGCUGAGAGAGAACCUGGAGGAGCUUUUCCAAGUGAAGAUGGAGCGGGAGCAGCACCAGAGGCAGAUCCGGGACUUGCAAGAUCAGCUUUCCGAGAUGCACGAUGAACUGGACAGCACGAAGCACAUGGAGGACAGUGAGAAGGAGCAACUCACGCAGGAGUUGAUGCAAACGAAGCAGGGCCUGCAGGAGAUGCUGGAGCUUAAAGACCACCGAGAGAAGACCCUGGCGAAAUGCGAGCGGGAGCUGGCGGCCCUGAAGGGCGUCUUGAAGGAAGAGAUGGCCAGCCAGGAGCGAGAGAUGGGCCGCCUCAGGGAGCAGCACAUCCGGGAGCUCCAGAGCGUGGGAGACAGUCUGGCCAAAGCCACAGAGAGGAUUGGCUCCCUGUCCAGUGCGAAGGCCGAAGCAGAGAAGGAGCAAAGGAGCCAGGAGGGCCGUGUGGCUGAGAUGGCCGAGCAGAACGGGCAGCUGAGGAAGGCCCUGGCACAGCGGGAGCAGCAGCAACAGGAACUGCGGCUGGAGCUUGAAAUUUUGAGGGGAGGCAAGGAGGAAGCUGAGGGGAGGCUGAGGAGGUGCAUGGGAGAGGUGCAGUCCUUGAGCCGGGCCAAGGAGGAAGCCCGCCAGCUGCUCUCGGCCAAGGUGUCUUUGGACGCCCAGCUGGAGGACGCCCAGAGGAACAUCGGUCGGCUGAGCCAGGAGCAGCAGCAGCUGAUGGGCCGCCUGGAAGUCGAAGCUUCCCAAAGAGAUCAGCUGCAGAAGACAAAGGGCGAACUGGAGAACGAGCGGCGGCAGCUGGACAGAACGGUUGAAAGGCUGCAGAAGGAGAUGGCAGAAGUCCGUAAAGUCUCCCAGGAAUCAACCCGGCAGCUCCAGAAGCAACUGGACGAGUACAAGGAGAAGAGCCAGCAGCAGCUGGUAGAUUCACAGCAGCAGCUGAAGGGCAAAACCCUGGAGCUGGAAAAGGCCCACCAGACAACCCUCAAAAUGCAGGAGCAGGUACGUUUUAUGGAGGAAGAAUUACAGAGUCACAAAACAGCCCAAAAAGAAGCCCUCACCAAGACUCGGCUUCUAUGAACUGGAAACCAAAAGCCACUUGAAAGAAGAUCGGGCAAGACAGGCCAAGAUACUGGAGGACAAGAUAUCCCAGCUGGAGUUGGAGCUGGAAGAAGAACGGAGCAGUUCUGACAUCCUCUCUGGGAGGAUCGGCAGGGGCAGAGAACAGGUGGAGCAAAUGCGGAGUGAACUCCUCCAGGAGAGGACAGCCAGGCAAGAACUGGAGGGCGACAAGGCUGCCCUGGAAAGGCAGAACAAGGAGCUGAGAGGGCGGAUCCUCCACCUGGAAGGCUGUCACAAGCCCAGCAAGGAGGGCCUCCUGGCCCAGAUGGAAGCCCGCCUCCUGGCCCUGGAGGAGCAGCUGGAGAAUGAGGAGAGGGACCGAGCUCGCCUCCAGCUGACCAACCGCCGCCUGGAGAGGACGGUGAAGGAGCUCCUGAUGCAGGUGGAUGACGAGCAUCUCUCCUUGACUGACCAGAAGGACCAGCUCGGCCUGCGCCUGAAGGCUAUGAAGCGGCAGGUGGAGGAAGCAGAGGAAGAAAUAGACAGGCUGGAGAACACCAAGAAGAAGCUCCAGAGGGACCUGGAAGACCAAGUGGACCUCAACGACCAGCUACAAGGACAGCUGACCACCAUCCGGCAGGACCUCAGGCGCCAGAAGAGCUCCAGUAAGCUGCUGAGCGACUUGGACUACGACGAGGACGAUGACUUCAGCACAGAUGGGGGGAGCCUUUUCGACGCCCCCCUGGGGCUGAAGUCCUUCACGGCCGGCGAGGGCAAAGCCAAGCAGGACGCCAGCCAGCCUUAAAGGCCGAGGGGCUCCACAGAAUCAAGGUGCCACCGGCUGCAGGAACCAGAGCACCGGGUGACCCAGGCUCCUUUUUCCGAAAUGCUCCAUGUUCAGAUUUGUUUCAGAAAUAAACUUUUGUGAACAAAAAGGAGCUGGCCUUCCACAGAUUCAGGGAUACUUCCAGCUCUGAGCGCCUGGCCGGCCCCAGACUGCUCCCCUCCCGAGCUCUUCCUUCUCCUUGGAAGCUGUUUCAGACCGAGGAGAGGAAGGAUGUAUUAUCCCUUGUUUACGAGAGCAGAGGAAGGAAUAUACAAAGCAGGAGGGAAGAAUGGAUGUAUUUCUGAAUCAAGAGUUUUCGCAACUCUUGCAACAUUUUUGUGUAGUUUCAUGUUUCUAUAGCGCACAUCAAUAUUGCAGGAAUCUAUAUUAAGUGUCAUAUCAUCCAUAAGCUUUAAAACCCUAUUGCAGUAAACUCCACUUGCUCAGCAAACGUGUUUAUGGGCUGAAGGAGGGCAGCGUGGAAAAAGCUGGACCUUCUGCCAGGAGCCAUUUCUGCUCAGAAAAACUGUUCCCCGCUCCCCGUCUUGGCUUCCUCACUCGGACCUCCAGGGAUCCAUCGAUGCGGGGACCGUUGACGUCCUGAUCUUGCCAGACUUUAGAAAAGGAGCCUCUGGUGGGUUAUAAAGGUCACUGAGAAGCACAUCUGGAAAGGCACUUCUGUUUUCUUGUCUUCUGGCUUUAAUUGUAGUUACCUGUAAGCGGCCUCUGAGUGCACUGGAAGAACUUCCAAGUAUUUGCAAAAGUUUCUAUUUUAACCUGCAUUUUUAUCUUUCCACCAAAUCUUGGCUCUAUUAGGACAAUCUUUAAUGAGGAAAUAAUAGUAUUAGCAGCCCUAUGCAAUUCUUCUCUUCUGCAACUUGUUAAAGUGUUCAAUUCAAAACUGGUUAGCAUCAAAUGCUUUUUCCAGAGUCAGCACUGAGGAUAUUAAAUUCCGACAUAAAAGCGAAUCCUGGAAGCUGCACAAAGGAGUCUCGUCAUGGAAGAACGCAGUUGUCAGCUCCAAGUGAUGCACCCAUAACAAAUCGGACUGCGAGGCAUUGCUUUUCCUGGAAGAACCAAUAUAUCCCUUGAGAGAAAAUAUUUCUCCCAAGAAGCCGGGGCAUCUGGACUUUGUGGGUUCAUGAGGGGAACCUUAAGGAGGGCCUGCUCUGAGCCCCCAGCGGCCUUUGGGCUUCAUUACCUCCACUGGAGACACCGAGAACUGCCUUUGCCUCCCACCCACCAAUCCCAAGGGCCGCCGCACGGGAGGAGCAGAGACGGAGAGGAAGGGAACGGGGGGAGGGAAGGGAAGGGCAGGGUUUUGAUUUGGGAGCCUCAGAUGCA
This is a messenger RNA of Thamnophis sirtalis, 6225 nucleotides long. Lineage: Eukaryota; Metazoa; Chordata; Lepidosauria; Squamata; Natricidae. The record is from RefSeq and is a predicted model, not a curated record.